Molecule: messenger RNA, 6492 nt
Organism: Gigantopelta aegis
Lineage: Eukaryota; Metazoa; Mollusca; Gastropoda; Neomphalida; Peltospiridae
Product: cysteine and histidine-rich protein 1-like
Exons: 4
Coding region: 11-1051 (346 amino acids)
Cellular component (GO): nucleus
Molecular function (GO): zinc ion binding
Source: RefSeq, a predicted model, not a curated record
AACAAACAAGAUGGCAGAGAGUGCGGAUGAAAACAGACCAAGUAUGUGCGACAAAAAUGAAGAAAAGGAAAAUUUGAUGGCAUUUGAGCCUCCAAAAAAGAAAAUUAAGACUUCAGAUUCCUUCUGUAGAUUUGGACCAGAACUAGAAGACCGCCUAAGUGGCAUAUUGUGUUGUGCAGUUUGUCUCGACUUGCCACGGACUUGUUAUCAGUGUACAAAUGGACAUUUAAUGUGUGCCGGUUGCUUCAAUCAUCUUCUAGCCGAUGCUAGACUGAAAGAUGAAAUGGCAACAUGUCCAAACUGUCGCUGUGAGAUCUCCAAGAGCCUGUGCACCCGCAACCUCGCUGUCGAGAAAGCUGCGUCGGAGCUGCCCACGGACUGUCAAUUCUGCGGCCAGAAGCUUCCACGCAACAUGGUCAGCGGGCACGAGAGAGAACUGUGUCAGGAGAGGCCAACCACGUGCAAGUACUCACGGAUUGGCUGCCCGUGGCGUGGCCCCUUCCACGAGGUGGCCGCACACGAAUCGAACUGCAUCCACCCGCAGAAGGCCGGACUGGAUAUUAUUGAGACACUGCGUGAGUUGGAUGAGAAGAAACUCGAAGAACAACAGAUCUACAGCACUGUGUAUUCACUGCUGUCGUUUGAAAAGAUCACAUUUAACGAUCUCCAGCUAAAGCCCUACCGGACGGACGAUUUCAUCACCAAGCUGUUUUAUGAGACCAGUCGAUUCUCGGCGUUCAACUACCAGUGGGUGAUCAAAGCUCGCGUCAACAGCGACAUGAAGAACCCAGCGCACACCAUCAGUCGCAGUCUGUCGUACCAGCUGGUCCUCAAGAGCCGAAUCAGUGCGCCAAUCCGCUUGCAUUUUCUCGCCUUGAAGGGUCCAUAUGGAGAGAUGAAAGUAAAGCCAGCCAUAUUUGAGCACGAGUUCACUACCGACAGCACAGAGUCGGAGCUUAAAGAUCUUCCCAUUGUGGAUUCACUCGAGUGUAAUAAGCUACUGGCUACCAAGACCAUAAAUUUCCGCAUUAUAUUAUUCCAAGUUGUAUAAAUACUGAAUUGGUCAAUUCUGUAAUGGCAUUCACACGCACCUUUUUGUUUUUCAUUGGGGUUUUUUAAUUUUUUAAAUUCAGUAUUCACAUUGCAUCAAUGUUGUAUAUUUUUUAUGAUUAGCUUCACAGUUUAAAUUAUUUUUGUCAGCAUAAUGCAUUUAUUUAGGUCUUAGUUUUUUGUUUUUGGGGGUUUUUUUUAUUAUUAUAGUUUCUACUGUAUCCUCUAAAAUUAGUUGAAAAACGAAAUGAUGAUAAAAAAAAUGUAAAACAUAUUUCUUAAAAAAAUAUAAUAAAAAUAACAUUUGAGAAAUAACUGUACUUUCUCUUCAUAAUAUAGAGGGGAAAAAAACGCCCCAAAAAAACUCUAAAUUGUAACUUGUAGAUUUAUUUUUGUAUUUAAACAUUUUUGUAUAUAUAGCACAAAAAAAAUUAAACCCGUAGCUAUAUUAAUUAAAAAUGACAACAACAAAAAAAAAGGUAAAAAAGAAUAACAUACAUGCCUAACUUGAAGGAUUCUUCCUCGGCAUGCAUAUGAAUAAACAAAGUAUAAAAGUUUUUAGAGAGUGGAUUGUCUCACGUCUGCACUAGUCUUUUAUUUUAAAUAUUAUUUUAAAGGUAGCUGUGAAGUCUACACAGAUUUUGUGUUUUUUAAUCGAGAGUAAAAUUCCUAUUAAUUAUGUUUUAAUUUUGAAGAAUUUUCAUUUUAAUCAGACUUUUAUUAUUAGUCUCAGUUUAGCUGUUCAUUUUCAGUAUUUUAAAUACUGAUCCUGUCUUUUUAACAUUGAUAAUUUUAAUACCAAAACUGUUAUUUUUGCAAUUCCUAUUUUUUUUUUUUUUUUCUAUCUCACACAUUAAUCAUGUUGAAUACAUUAUAGCUAAUACUAAUUAUGAUAUGUAAUAGGUCAGGGUAUGUUUACACAACAUAAAAGUGAUAUUACAUUAGUCUGGGUGUUGUAACAAUGUUGUGGAAUGGAGUUUUAGUGUAUACUCUACAUAUGAGCUGUACAUGUAAGGAUUAUUACAUAUUACAGAUAUACAUAUGUUUCUCAUCCUGUGGGUGAGUAAGAGGAUAUUUUGUUGAAGGAUGUACAAUAUUCAAGUUAUGGUGCUGGAAUAGAAGACAUUUUUGCCAUUUGUGUAUGCGGUUUUCUUGGAAUACCAUAGUAUAUUGAAUAGUUAAAAUAAAAAGCCUUUAUAAUCUGCAUUUUUAUCCACUGUAUGUACCAGCUUCUAUCUUUAAUUAUGUGUUGAUGUACAUAAAAUUGUAAAACUGAUGUCUAUAGAGAUGCAUUUCAAGCAGAUUUAAAAGGUUAAAUUUUGUUGGCUCAGUCUGUUCAAACGUUUUGACCUUUACAUGAACCACUGUCCUGUAGCCAGAUGUCAUUGUUUUUGACAAGUGUUUCUUAAAAGUAAAAUAAGUGUUAAUGUAUAUAAUGCAAUCUAUUUUUAUUGAACAUAUUGGUAAUAAAAUUAUUCACAAACCCUCGUAGAAAUAACUAAUAGUUUAAUAAAAAAAAUAUUGUAUCUCUUUCAAAAUUUGUUACAUUUAUUUUCAAGUCAAACCUACAUGAAAGAAUGAUCUUGUAUUCGAUGCUAGAUAAAGAUAAAUACUGAUAUUGAUGUAGUUGAAUUUUCAUUACAUAUUUGUAUAUAAGAGCUCAAGGUUAAGCUGUGAUCUUUAAUGUCGUCUUUUUGUAAUAAUAGUUUACAAACUGUUCUUCUGUAGUUAGUUUUUGAACAUUUUUGUCUAAUGUUUAAUAUUUUAUUCACUUGUUGGGCAUGGUAUGGCAGUAGGUGGUAAACCGGCUAGUUGUCUAGAAUUUUAGAUUUUACAGUUAAGUGGGUUGGACUGGAUUAGCUGUGAAAUGUUUUUAAUAUAACGGAAAUUUAAAUAUGAUGGAAUAUGAAAUGUUAAAGUCUGUAGGUUAUUUUAAUAGUUCUGGGUUUAAAAAAUAAUGAUAAUAACAUAUAGCAUCCAAUAUGACUUAUAUCGAAACCUGUAGCCUGUAGUUGUUCAGAAUACAACUUAACCACAAUUCUCAUUGAAAUAUGCUGUUAUCUGAAUUACUAAUAUAUUUUCUUUUCGGAUAUUUAUGAACAUUUGGAUAAUGGACGCCUCGAUGUAACUAGUUGGUAUAACUCACCACUGCUGUGUGCAUGCGGUUUUAUGCAGAGUAAUGUCAUUUGUGUAAAGAAAGUCUGUAGAUGAAAGAUAUUAUUUUGAUGGAGAAUACAUAGUAAUGUAUUGGUUUUCUUUAGUAGAUUUUUUAAAUUAGAAGAAUCUUCUUAUCUUUUCUUUCUUUUGAAUUUGUAACAUUCAUUGCUGUAUCUUGUUGUACAUUGUUGAAUAUACUGAUGUGUAAUUUAAUGAAUAGGAAGAUAACCGGUUAUUGUAGGUGUCAUGUUUUGAACCACAAGUUUUUAUCAAGCAUAUUUUUUGGAUAUUUUAUCAAGCAUAUUUUUUAUGUUAUUGUUAAGGAUUUUUUUUUUUUUUUUUUUUGUCUUAAUAUUUAUUGAAACAGUCACUGUUUGAUUUUAUAUUAAGACCAUUUUUAAUGUAAUCUAGUCUUAUAUCCCAGUUUUCAAGAAAAUUCGACACUACACAGAAAUUCAAAGAUAGUCAUUCAUUAUAUUUAGUUUUCAUAAUGUAUUAAAAUUAGUUUUUCCCCAACUGUUAGGUACACUGUUACCUUUAAUUGUUCAAGUAGUUAAAAGCAUUACAAUUUUCAGGUGUAAAUAUUCUGACCAUUUUAAUUUUUGGUCAGGUAGUUUCUUUUGGUGUAAAAACCGAAAGUAGUUCUUACAAUGUAAGGGUGUACAUAAAUAAGAUAUGCUGUCUUGACUGUUCAUUGUUCAUCUCUUACCAUCUCUUACUCUGAUAUAAUCUGUAAUUACAGCACUCCGUUUAGUUAAGUUACUACCAUUCACUGUAAACAUGUACAAAUAAUACAAGAAUUACUGGCAUUUUUAUUCAGUUGUAUAUUUAUUUAUUUAUUUACUUAUUUAUAAAAAAAAUUGCAGGCCUUGCUAUAUUUUUAUAUGAUUACAGAACAUGUAAAUUCAACCCAUAUAAUAGUACUCUUUCUUCUGGACAAUAUUUGCCACUAUGGCAGAUUUUAAUUACCUGUAGUUCAAGCAUCAGCUUGCAAAAAGUAUGUCAGAGUGACCUUCAUUUUAAUAACUUAUUACCUGUUACUUAAAUAUGAGUUAGCUUUCAGGUGGAGCUAGUUAAAGUCUAAUAUCUUUUCAAAAGGUAUGUGCUUAGUAGAGCAGUGUGAUCUACUUUACCCAUCGUCAGUCAAGUUUGGGGCUUUAGGGUGAAGCACAUCUUACUAAAAUCAUUUGAACCUCUGAUGUGUCAAUUUUGAAGACUAAUGCUUUUUUUUUUUUUUAAUUUGCCUAAUGAUUGUCUGUGUUAAGAUUCAACAUUACAGCUGUUAAUAAGCCAAAUUAUUGUUAAACCUAUAACUGGUAGGUUGAUGGUUGUUUUAACACAGACACCCAACCCCCCCCCCCCCCCCCCAAAAAAUAAUAAUAAAAAAAAAAAAAAAACCAACAAACAAAAACACAACAGUGGCUUAAAAUUAAAAUAGUUAAUAUGAUUUUCAUUGUUAAUAAUAUGUUAGUAAAAGGUAAUAAUGCUUUAAUGGUAUUAUGUUUUGUAAUAAGUACACAGAGAUGUUCUUUGCCAAGAGGUGUACAAAACUAAAUCCAGCACUAGGCCAGUGUUGUUGGGUAGGGUUGGGGUUUUUUGGUGGGGAGGGGUUUAAAUAAGUAGGUAUUUGUCUGCAAAUAGUAGCACACAUACACAUUGCUUGCAAUGGGAUGUACAAGUCUGUUGUUAAAGAACAGAAAGCAGUUAUUAUGUACUUUAUAAAAAAAAAGUGUGUAAUAAUUUUUUUUUAAAGUUUAUGCCAUCACAUUUUGCAGAAUUAAACAGCAUUGUUUAUGAUGUGUUUCACAUUUUUGGUUAACAUAAUUCAGUUUUACAGCACUGAAUACAAUGUGAUGUACAUUUUGUUAUCACAUUUUGCAGUUAUACAGCAUUAUAUGGAAUACGAUAUACAUGUUAAAUAGAAAGAUCAAUCACCAAUUUUUAUAGGGUUGGGUUUUUUGGGGGGUUUUCUUUAUUCUUGGCAGGAUUUCUAAUAACUAGAAAUGUGCAAUUUGUGGUAUAUCCAUUUAUAGGUUAGAGUAUUUCUUUCGGCAUUACUUGUUUUCUCUAGAAAUAGGCUACCUUCAGGCUUCAUAAACUACCAGUGGCACAUAUUUAUAAACCAAUAAAACAAUUUUUGAAACAAGGUUUUGACUACUGUAAAAAAAAUUACUGUACAUUUUUUUAUUAUUUACAAAUUACUAAUUAUGUCAAAAUAGUAUUCUUUUCAAAGUAAUUUUUACAGAUUAAAAAUGAAAGCAUCAACAAAUGUGGCGUAAGAAGUUAUUAUGUAAAUCAGAUGUUUUGUUCAAGCUAGGAUGUCUUUUAAAUAUUCAGUUGAGUUAUUUUUAUUGAAUUUUUAAAUAACGCAAUGGAUUUCAAACCGUUCCGAUAUUCAAUAGUAUGUCUGCACCUGUAUGAUCUUAAAUUUUACCAGUUACCGUUUAACAAGUAGAUACUAUAGAUUUAAAGCAUACAUUAAAAAUAUAUACACAUGACAUCAGAGGAAUUGGAAUUACGGUUAUUUCUGGGGGGUUUUUAACAAUAAAAGAUAUAUUUUCAGUAUUAGAAGCCAAAAUGUCGAGUCCAGUGAUGUUAAGGUCAAUUUGAAAAAAAGUGCACUGUCUGGAUUAUUGAAGCUUGACUGGUGCCCUGUCAGUCAUUACACUUCAGUGAAAAUGUCUCCCAACACUCACUCAGGAAUGCAGUCUUCAGCUGUACUGUAUUAGUAUUUGUACAUAGUAAUUUAUGUUUUAUAACUUCAUACAUGCACGUAGUAAUAUAAUAUAAUAUAAUCCCUUUAUUACCGAUCUUCAACACUAACUUUUCUCAGUCUGAAAUAAAACCCUUCUUCUUUGAUUUUGGGUUUACAUUUUUAUGACCUUUAUUUUUUUACAGAGGGAUCAUGUGAUAAUUAGUUCUAAGAUAAUUGUAAAGUGUGUAAUUUUUAGGAUUUGUAAAAUCUGCUAUGUUCAGGGUUUGUAAAAUAUUUUGCAGGAUUUGUAAAAUCUGUAACACGAACUGUAAAAUCUGUAAUGUUCAGGAUUUGUAAAAUGUGUUACAGGAUUUGUAAAAUCUCUAACAAGAACUGUAAAAUCUCUAACAAGAACUGUAAAAUCUGCAACAGGAACUGUAAAAUCUGCAAAGGAACUGUGAAAUCUGCAACAAGAACUAUAAAAUGUGCAACAGUAAAGGAUCUUCGUUAACUCACAGUUUUGUCUUUUCAUUAGUCAGGAUCAGCUGGGCUAUUUAUUUACUGCUCUCGGUAAUAAAUAAUUAAAUGCU